Molecule: messenger RNA, 913 nt
Organism: Hyaena hyaena (striped hyena)
Lineage: Eukaryota; Metazoa; Chordata; Mammalia; Carnivora; Hyaenidae
Gene: TM4SF5
Product: transmembrane 4 L six family member 5
Exons: 5
Coding region: 244-834 (196 amino acids)
Cellular component (GO): membrane
Source: RefSeq, a predicted model, not a curated record
GCCCCGCGGAGGAGGAACCCCGACCACACCGGCCUCGGGCAACUUCCUGGGUCGCGCUCCCCACCCCCCGCGCGACGAGCAGCAGCCCCUCGGCUCUCUGCGCGCUCCCCUGCCUCUCCCUUAUCUCCCCCUGCCGGCGUCCGCCACACCCCUCCCCAACCUUUGUACCUUGCUCCCGAAUGGUCUUCCCCGGCGCGGGCCCCGGCUCACUUUCACUCGCCGCUCUCGGGACAGCGCCCCGCCAUGUGCACCGGGAAGUGCUCCCGCUUCGUGGGGCUCACCCUCAUCCCGCUCUCCCUGCUCUGCAUCCUGGCCAACGCGCUCCUGCUGGUGCCGGACGGGAAGACCUCCUGGACCGACAGCCGCCUCAGCCUGCAAGUGUGGCUCCUGGGCGGCUUCGUCGGCGGGGGCCUGAUGGUGCUGUGUCCCGGGAUCUCCGCCGUCCGCGCGGGGGGCAAGGGCUGCUGCGGUGCGGGCUGCUGCGGAAACCGCUGCAGGAUGCUGCGCUCCGUCUUCUGCUCGGCCUUCGGGUUGCUGGGCGCCAUCUACUGCCUCUCGGUGUCGGCAGCCGGGCUCCGAGUUGGACCCAAAUGCUUAAUAAACGGCCAGUGGGACUACCACUUCCAGGACACCUCAGGCUCCUACUUGAGCAACCGUACGCUGUGGGACGCGUGCGAGGCGCCGCCCCGCGUGGUGUCCUGGAACGUGACGCUCUUCUCGCUGCUGCUGGUCGUCGCGUGCCUGGAGACCGUGCUGUGCGGGGUGCAGCUGGUGAACGCCGCCCUGGGCGUGCUCUGCGGCGACUGCAGGAAGAAGGAGGGCGACCAGAGCUGAGGCCCCCGCCGCCUGCCCGCCCGCGCCCGGACCCCGUCGGCCCAGCCCGCCCCGGAAUAAACCUCUGAGCUCUCGUGCG